Messenger RNA from Anthonomus grandis grandis, 1793 nucleotides. RefSeq names its product tRNA-dihydrouridine(16/17) synthase [NAD(P)(+)]-like (gene Dus1). Gene Ontology annotation, biological process: tRNA processing. Gene Ontology annotation, molecular function: tRNA dihydrouridine synthase activity; flavin adenine dinucleotide binding. The record is from RefSeq and is a predicted model, not a curated record. Bases 297 to 1745 code for a protein of 482 amino acids. The transcript is spliced from 7 exons. NCBI's taxonomy places the organism in Eukaryota, Metazoa, Arthropoda, Insecta, Coleoptera, Curculionidae.
ACCCAUCAAUUUCUGUAAUUCUGCGAAUAACUUCAAAUAUUGCCCAAUAGAUCAGGUUUAAAUUUCCCGCCACAUGCCACCCAAUGCUCGUCCCCGUCCGUGUCAUCAGCGACAACGACAAUAGAAUUACUGUCUGGUCAUUAGGCAACAAGCAUUUCUCUUUAUUUGUGUUCUAUGGUCAAAACUCAAAAAAACUAAAACUAACCUCACUUUUUCAAUGUUUAGAUGAGAGAUUUUUUUUUGCAAAUGCAGAAAAAAAUUAUUGAAUAGAUUCUCAUAUUACUGUUCUCGUCACGAUGGAAUUCUGGAAAGAUGCUUUAGGUGGUCCACAAAAAAUAGUGGCUCCUAUGGUAGAUGCGAGUGAAUUAGCCUGGCGUAUGUUAAGCAGGAAAUAUGGGGCCCAGCUAUGUUAUACCCCAAUGUUGCAUAGUGCUUUGUUUGCCAAAGAUAUAAAAUAUAGAACUGAUGCACUGGUCAGUUGUGAGGAAGAUAAACCCUUAAUAAUCCAGUUUUGUGGCAAUGACCCCCAGACAAUGUUAGAUGCAGCAACCUUAGCACAAGAUCAUUGCCUUGCUAUUGAUAUUAAUUUGGGUUGUCCACAGGCCAUUGCUAAACGUGGUCAUUAUGGAGCUUUCUUACAAGAUGAGUGGCCUUUAUUAAGAGAAAUGGUGAGUUUACUUAGUACAAACCUAAAGGUUCCAGUAACAUGCAAAAUUCGAAGAUUUGAAACCAAAGACAAAACAAUCCAGUAUGCAAAGAUGCUGGAGUCAGCAGGUUGUAAAAUGUUGACGGUGCAUGGGCGAACCAGGGAGCAAAAAGGCCCUUUGACAGGUCUAGCAGAUUGGAGCUAUGUCAAGGCAGUGAGAGAAGCUGUUAACAUUCCGGUGAUAUCAAAUGGCAACAUCCAAAACAUGCAAGAUUUGGAAAGAUGUUUGAAAGAAACGGGGGCUGUGGGCGUAAUGACUGCAGAGGGAAACCUGUAUAACCCUGCUAUAUUUCUAUAUCAUAACCCACCUUCCUGGGAACCCGCUCUAGAGUAUUUGGAUUUGACCGAAAAGUAUCCUUGUCCUAAUAGCUAUAUCCGAGGACAUCUAUUUAAAUUGUUUCAUCAUAUUUUGUCUCUUUCACAAAACAACCCAUUGAGAAUUGAACUAGGAGCAGCAAACACUUUAGAACAAUUUAAAAAUAUAAGUAAUAAAAUUAAGUCUAUGUAUGAAAAAUUUCAUAAUGGUGAAGAAACUUGGCCAUUUUCUUCAGAAGAAGGAACCUCAAAUUUAGUGUUACCGCCAUGGUUAUGUCAGCCAUAUGUAAGAGACAGUCCUGAAAACCAUGUUAAAAAGGUGGAAGACAAAAAAAAGGAGGCAGAGGAAAGAUUGCUAGAUGGGGCUAAAAGACAAUACGAAGACUCAGAAGGAAAUGUGAUAAGCAGGAAGAAAAUGAAAAAACUAAGAAGGAUAAAUAGACGGCCUGAAAAGCCUGAAAAUUGUUCUGAAAGGCCUAUGGAGAAAUGUUCUAAUUGUGAAAAUCCAUUGGGAUUUAAGUGUGGAUACAAGCUUUGCAAAAAAUGUUGUAAGGAUAAGUGCUUUUUAGAAAAUUUAGAUUGUGAAGGACACAGGAUUUUAGUAAAAACGAGAAGGGAAAUGGCCAAAGCAUUUGCAGACAAGAGAAAAAAUUGUAAGGAUUGUAAAAAAGUUGCUGUUAGUGAUAUGGUAGUAAGCAGUAACAAUAAUGAGACACAAUUUUAAUAAUUAGGACAUAUUUAUACUCAAUGAAUUAAUAUAUUUUUAAAUGGA